ACGGAGGGGCGGAGGCUCCGCUGUGAUUGAUGUGAGUGAGGUCACGCAUCCUUCUUCUCUUGGUUCCUCUUCUCCUCCCUCCCUUUCCCUGUGUGUGAGCUCAGCUGGGAUCUCUGCGCUCCGGCCAUGUCGUCGCUGCCCAAAGGCAAGUCCGCCAUCGGAUCCGUUAAAUUCGAGGCCAAAGGGAAAUCCUCAGCAGCAGGCUCCUCCUCCUCGUCCAGGGCCACCAAGCGAAUAACCACCACCAGAGGGAAGGCCGAGAAGAAGGUCUACUCCCUGCCCGGCCAGAAGUUCGAUCCUCCAGAGGAGAGAGAGCCUCUCAGGAUAUUCUACGAUUCAUUGUCCAAGCAGAUUCCCUCCAGUGAGAUGGCUGAAUUCUGGUUAAUGGAGCAUGGUUUGUUAUCUCCAGAGAGAGCAAAGAAAGCAUAUGAAAGAAAGCAAAAGCGGCAACAGCAAGUACGAAUGGGUACCCCAAUUAAGUCUACUGUAAGAAAAGAUAAACCUGAAAGUUCAAAGAAACCAAUUACAUCUAGUAUGGAUUCAAAGGCAAAGAAAAGAGUUGAUUACAGUAAUGACGAUGAUGACUUUAUUGUAAAAAUGAAGAGGCCCAAGGGAUGACAUACAAGAUGGGUCUGCUUACCUUUUAGAUACGAGAAUGAGGUUACUGAUGCCUUCAUUCCUACAAGAAACAAUGCUCAAGAAAUUCGCCUGCACAAUCCAUGAUGAUGAUGAUGAUUAGAACCAUGAGCUGAUGAUAUUUUGUAUUUAUCGUCUACUUUUAUCUAUCGAAAAAAAUAGACAUUCUUUAGGAUGGUCAAAUAAAUGUCGAUUUGGCAGCAUACUGUAUGUGUUUUAGGAGCAUGCACUUUUCUGAAGCUCAAAACAAAUCAGAUAGGUUUGUAUUCAGCAACUGUACUUGUGUCAUGAAUAGAUAAGGUUGGAAAGUUUAUAUUCUUGCA
Messenger RNA from Phragmites australis (common reed), 959 nucleotides. RefSeq lists its product as uncharacterized. The coding region runs from base 127 to 618 and encodes 163 amino acids. The transcript has 4 exons. The record is from RefSeq and is a predicted model, not a curated record. Lineage: Eukaryota; Viridiplantae; Streptophyta; Magnoliopsida; Poales; Poaceae.